This is a messenger RNA of Euleptes europaea (tarantolino), 2832 nucleotides long. RefSeq names its product EvC ciliary complex subunit 1 (gene EVC). Lineage: Eukaryota; Metazoa; Chordata; Lepidosauria; Squamata; Sphaerodactylidae. Gene Ontology annotation, biological process: smoothened signaling pathway. The record is from RefSeq and is a predicted model, not a curated record. Bases 1 to 2832 code for a protein of 943 amino acids. The transcript has 19 exons.
AUGGCGGCGCCGCGGGGUCCGUGCGGGGCGGCGGUGGAGCUGCGGCUGCGGGCGGCGGGCGCGUGGGCGGCGUCGCCGGGGCUGGUGGCGCUGGGCGCGCUGCUGGGGCUGGCGCUGGGGGGCGGCGCCGCCGCUCUGCUGGGGCUCGGCGCGCUCGGGACCCGCCUGCUCGCCCCCCCACGACGCCCCCCCCGACAGAACGACGACUCUCAAAAAUUGGUUGAAAGCAAUCGCUCUGCAGCUCAGAAACAUCAUCGUGAAGGUUAUUCCUUACCAGAAAUGAAAGAAGCAGAAACAUGGACAGUCAUAGACAAGGACGACCAGCCUCCUUGGGACGCUAAUGUUACAGAAUUUGCACUAAAAGCUAAAGUCAUCUACCCAAUCAACCAAAAAUUUAGGCCCUUGGCAGACGGCUCCUCCAACCCCUCUCUGCACGACAAUGCCAUGCGGCGGGGGGCCCUGCCCCAUCAGAUCCUGGACGGCUCCACCUCCAGCAGCACGGGGUCCCUCAGCCAGGGAGCCAAAGACGAUGGUGCCUCCUCCACCACCACCAUUCACUCUGCAGCAAGCCAGGAUAACCGGUGCCAGGAUCGAACCUUCCUCAAAGUGACUUGUUUUCCUGAACUGUUAACCUGUGACAUAUUUGAUGUGAAGAUGUGCCUGUACAGCCUCUUUCUGAAGCAUCUCCAACUGAUAGACAUGGACCUAAGGAGACAGAAACAUGUGGUAAUUCUUCACAUUUUCAGAAUGCACGUAGUCAAUUUUUAUCUUAAAAAGAAAAUAUCUGAAGAUUUGUAUCAAAGCAUCCUUCGUACACAAGAAACGGCAUUUGAAGAGUUGCAAACCCAGCUCAGUUCCAGACUCCUGAGCAUGGAGGUCUCCGGAGUGCAUGAAACAGAAUAUCAAACCUUGGAUGACUUGGAAAGGAAUGAGAAGGGUUACACAGAUCAUGUCCUAGAUAAUAUGGAAGCUUUCUGGAAACAGACCGACCAAUCCCUGCUCUUUCUCCUGGAUCAGUCCAAGUGCUCAAGUGCCAAAGCAAAGAAAAUCCGGAUGCGCCUGACUGAGGCAAUGAUUGCUGUGGAGGAGUCCUUCAAACAAUCACAGGAUUCGCAGGCAACGGCCAUCCAAGAAAGAAUGUUUAACUGGGACCAACUUGUGAAAAUUGUUGGAUUGCUGAGGACACAGAUGCAGGAAGAAAGUAAAUGCAGACUCCACGCGAUAUCUCACAUGCUGGAUCAAUUAAUUCGAAGGAACUACCUCACUGUGAAACAGAAGGAGGAGCUCUUAACAGGAAUCCAGAAGGCUUUUUGGGGGAAAGUAGAACUCUAUGAAGAUGAAUGUAUUCAGCUGGGCAAAAAUCUAAUCCAGAAAUGCCUCAUGAGUCACACAGAGAAGAUUGAACGCCUAAGCAAAGUUCAGGAAGAUGAGCAAGGAAGUCUCCUCAACAAAAACCAGCAUCUGGGAAGCCUCAAUGCAUUUCUGAAGGCUUAUUUUGAAAUGUCAGAACAGCAGAGAAAAGAACGAUGCAAGCUGGAAGAAGAGAGUGAUUGUGAAACCAUUGAGGCUGUGGGAGACCUCUAUAAGAAACUGUAUUGUAGAUACUCUCGUAGUUUGGAGGAUUUGGUUGUUCAGCUGUUUCUUCAGACUCUGCCCAUUUUAACUAGUCUGCCACUAAAAGAAUGUGAAUUUCUGAAAGAUGAACAGCAGGAAGAUUUGGCCCUGCAGUUAGAGAAAUCAGAGAGCUACAGGCAAAAGCUUUGGACGUUCUUCCAAGAACAAAUACGACAAGAACAGGAGCUGUGGAUGGAAGAGUGUGCGAUCUCUGCUGCGAUGCAAAGGCGUUUGUCAGAGACAAAUGAGAAGAUUAUCCAGUGCGUGACGUCCAGAUUGGGUGGGCUGAACAAGGCGUCAUCCAACUAUGUAACUCAGAAGCACAAAUCCUUGCUCCAGUCUGUCCUGAGGAGGUUGGCACUCCGACACAGUGCUCUGAGUGUUCUUGCACACAUGCGGACGUCCAGGAGGAGAAGCUUUCUUUUGGAGCUAAAGGAGCAUCAGAUGCUGCAGCAGAGCUCUUCUCACUGCUUUGAUGAACGCCAGUGGAAGCAGCUGAAGGAAACGGGAUUACACAUUGUUGAAGAGGAGGAGAAACUGGGCAAUGAGAUGCAACAGACCAGACUAGAGUUCCACCAGCAAUUAAUAACAGAAACCCGAGAGAGCCUUCAGUUCCUACAGCAGCACAUGCAGCAAGUGGUUGGCCAGGCCUUGGUCCAGCACGCUCGGCAACUGGCUUCAAAGCAUGACACCGAUGGGGAAGAAGAUGUCAAGGAGAUGCUGAAGGAAGCCUCUGUGGAGGACGUUCCCGGGCCCGGCCACAGAGCCCAGCGGCUGCGGCAGAAUUACUUGGAGCAACUGGCAAAGAUCCAAGCGAGUCAUGAAGACGCAGCACGGAACGCAUUUCAGGAGAGGAUUGAAUGCCAAAGACAUGAAAAGAAGUGGGAUUGUGAGCCAGAACACUGGCCAGACCCUCCGGAUACUUCACCUGCUGGCUGGAAAAGAACACCAUGGAAGCCAAAGAGGGUUUGGGCUUGGUUUGAUGUCCAGCAACAGGGCCGCUUAGCUUCCCUGAAGCAGAAGAUGUUGUGCCUGAGCAACCUGGAGACGCAGCUAGAGAACCAGCUAAUGGAAAGAAACUGCAGCCAAAGAGACCGGAUGCCCCGUCUCAUGAAAGAGAAGAGGAGGAGGAGCAGCAGCAGCACAGCGCCAAGGACAGUGUUUCCCCCAGCCAGGUCUCAAAGGCCUUCAGGUGUUGUAGACUCCCCAGCUCACUAA